This is a messenger RNA of Myotis myotis, 1682 nucleotides long. It is a transcript of the gene PDHB, whose product is annotated as pyruvate dehydrogenase E1 subunit beta. Gene Ontology annotation, biological process: pyruvate decarboxylation to acetyl-CoA. Gene Ontology annotation, molecular function: pyruvate dehydrogenase (acetyl-transferring) activity. The record is from RefSeq and is a predicted model, not a curated record. Bases 193 to 1257 code for a protein of 354 amino acids. Lineage: Eukaryota; Metazoa; Chordata; Mammalia; Chiroptera; Vespertilionidae. The transcript is spliced from 9 exons.
CCGGGACACCGCAGGGGCCCUCGUCCCCGGUGGAGGCCGGGGUCGCGCCUGCGCGGUGGCGGGUGGGCGCCGACGGGGAGCGGCGGCGGUGGCGGCGGCGGCCUGGGAGCGGCGUCCAGCGGGGAACUCGCGCUGCGCCUGCUGCGGCCCAGCGUCCGGGCCCCGCGCCGAACCCGGCAUGCUGCCCCGGCGAUGGGCGACCCAUCGGAGGGCCCUGGACUGGACGCUUUCCCCCUGAUCACCCUUCCCCCUUUAUUUUUAUUGUGGCAAAAUGUGACAGUUCGUGAUGCCAUAAAUCAAGGUAUGGAUGAGGAGCUGGAAAGAGAUGAGAAGGUGUUUCUGCUCGGGGAAGAAGUGGCCCAGUAUGAUGGGGCUUACAAGGUCAGUCGAGGCCUAUGGAAGAAAUAUGGAGAUAAGAGGAUCAUAGACACCCCCAUAUCUGAGAUGGGAUUUGCUGGAAUUGCCGUAGGUGCAGCUAUGGCUGGGUUGCGGCCCAUUUGUGAAUUUAUGACCUUCAAUUUCUCUAUGCAAGCCAUUGACCAGGUUAUAAACUCAGCUGCCAAGACCUACUACAUGUCGGCGGGCCUUCAGUCUGUGCCCAUUGUCUUCAGGGGGCCCAAUGGGGCCUCGGCAGGCGUAGCUGCCCAGCACUCACAGUGCUUUGCUGCCUGGUAUGGACACUGCCCAGGCUUGAAGGUGGUCAGCCCCUGGAACGCAGAGGAUGCAAAAGGACUUAUUAAAUCGGCCAUUCGAGAUAACAAUCCAGUGGUGAUGCUAGAAAAUGAAUUGAUGUAUGGAGUUGCUUUUGAAUUUCCCCCAGAAGCUCAGUCAAAAGAUUUUCUGAUUCCUAUUGGAAAAGCCAAAAUAGAAAGGCAAGGGACACACAUAACUGUAGUUGCCCAUUCAAGGCCUGUGGGACACUGCUUAGAAGCUGCAACAGUGCUAUCUAAAGAGGGAAUUGAAUGUGAGGUGAUAAAUCUGCGAACCAUCAGACCAAUGGAUGUUGAAACAAUAGAAGCCAGUGUCAUGAAGACCAAUCAUCUCGUAACUGUGGAAGGAGGGUGGCCACAGUUUGGCGUAGGAGCUGAAAUUUGUGCCAGGAUCAUGGAAGGCCCUGCAUUCAAUUUCCUGGAUGCUCCUGCAGUUCGUGUCACCGGAGCUGAUGUCCCUAUGCCUUAUGCAAAGAUUCUAGAAGACAACUCUGUACCUCAGGUUAAAGACAUCAUAUUUGCAAUAAAGAAAACAUUGAAUAUCUAGUUGGGACUUGAAUAUCAAGUCAUUGGAAUUUAUUUAAAUACUUGCUGACACUACCUGGAUUGAAGGGUAAGAUCUUACAAGUCGUUAAUGUUUUUGUACUGGGAAGAAUGUACUUGUAAGUGGAAAACUCCAUUCUUACUGCCCUAGACUCCAUGCCUGUUUUUUUUGUCUGUUACAAUUGCUCUUUCUUUGAAUAAGACUAAUGUAAAAUUUUGCCCUCUCAAUGGAAGGACAAAGUAUGAAUGGCAGAGUCCUGAUGAAAGAUAGAUAGAUAUAUAUAUAUAUAUAUAUAUAUAUACACACACACACACACACACACACACACAUAUAUAUACAAAAAGACAAUUUGUAUGUAAAGAAAAGCAUAUGAUCUACAUUUACUGUUAGAUUGUUUUGAUAAGGAAUAAAGGAAUUCCUAACUAUGA